Molecule: messenger RNA, 4210 nt
Organism: Exophiala oligosperma
Lineage: Eukaryota; Fungi; Ascomycota; Eurotiomycetes; Chaetothyriales; Herpotrichiellaceae
Product: sodium/hydrogen antiporter
Exons: 1
Coding region: 709-4101 (1130 amino acids)
Biological process (GO): sodium ion export across plasma membrane; proton export across plasma membrane; regulation of membrane potential
Cellular component (GO): plasma membrane
Molecular function (GO): sodium:proton antiporter activity
Source: RefSeq, a predicted model, not a curated record
GGCACUACCACUUCUCACGGUAACAUAGCAUUGGCGGACGACCCACCGAUUAUCCAGACGCCGAGCCUUGUCCUUCAUCAUCGUCGCCUCUGCUGCAACUUGGCAUGUCCUCUUCUCCCUUGUGCAAAGACAUUCAAGCUCAGUCAAUUUGCUGAGUGUGCUUCACUAAGCCCAACCCAAGCCGUGCCCAGCCCGUCAAGACAAGUUUCUUACUUUGCGGCUUCCACAGCGUACCCAUCGGGGUGUCCAUCGAGGUGUUCUCUACGACGAGUUCUGUCGCCUCCACCAACCUCGCAACUCUCACUCCUUCAGCGACCUCUCUUGCCGCCUGAGGAACUACCUCCAUUGUCCUCCUGAGACUUUCUUCCCCUCCUGCCAGUGUGCACCCUCCCUGAAUGCUUCGGAUACUACACCACGAUCUGACACCAAGGGAAAGCAACGAUUGGGGGUAAUAAUUAAAGAGCUUAGUGCUGUAACUGGGCAAAAUUCCCAUACAUAAUACAGAAGAGGCUUUGUUAUCUGAAUCUCAGCCACUCUUUUACGGUACUUGCACCUUCUGCGUCGACGCACGCCAGCCAUUCUUUAUCGAUCUUUAAAAAGUCUUGGGAGGAGUCUGUCACCCUACAAUUACUGGCAGUACACAAUCGCAGGGGCUUGGAGGAAGAGUAGGAGGCUUGGAUCAGGGGCUCCCUGCACGAUCGAUUCACCAUGGCGUGGCAUCAGUUGGCAAUCGACAAACCACAUCUGGUUUAUAUUAUCCUGGGUGGCUUUACUAGCAUAUUCAUGCUAUGUUCGCUGUUCAUCAAGGAGAAGUUGUAUAUUGGCGAAGCCACGGUAGCCACCAUUUGUGGUGUAAUCUUCGGUCCUCAUGCCGCUGAUCUGAUCAACCCCUUGAGCUGGGGAAACACGGAUAAGAUAACGCUGGAAUUUUCUCGCAUUGUACUGGUGGUCCAGUGUUUCGCGGUCGGUGUGGAAUUGCCCAAGGCAUACAUGGAACGACACUGGAAAUCUGUCACCUUUUUGCUUGUUCCGGUCAUGACCUUUGGGUGGCUCAUUACCAGUCUUUUCAUUUGGUGGAUGAUCAAGCCUUUGUCAUGGUUGGAAUCCCUCGCGAUAGCGGCAUGCGUCACCGCCACAGACCCCGUCCUGGCGUCAUCUGUGGUUGGUAAGGGCAAGUUCGCGAAGCGAGUGCCAAAACAUCUUCGAGAUGUUCUCUCUGCCGAAUCGGGGUGCAACGACGGCAUGGCGUUUCCAUUCAUCUACCUCUCGCUAUAUCUCUUACGCUAUGAUCUGUCUGGUCGUGAAGUUGUCUUCCACUGGACGUGCUAUACGAUUCUUUACGAAUGCAUUUUCGGCGCUUUCUACGGGGUCAUGGUGGGUUACAUUGGACGACACGCAAUCAAAAUGGCGGAACGAAAGGGCUUGAUCGAUCGUGAAAGCUUUUUGGUGUUCUACUUUGUUCUGGCUCUGUUUUGCGCUGGAUCCGGUAGUCUUCUAGGCAUGGACGAUCUUCUGAUCGGAUUCGCGGCUGGAGUAGGAUUUUCGAACGACGGCUGGUUCACCGAAAAGACGGAAGAGUCACACGUGUCCAACGUUAUUGACUUGCUUAUUAACUUGGCUUAUUUCGUCUACUUUGGCACCAUCAUCCCGUGGGAUCAGUACAACUCACCAGCUCACGGACUGGUCCCAUGGAGGCUCGUUGUUAUCGCCAUCUUUGUCAUUUUCUUCCGACGAAUCCCGGCUAUGAUGUUGCUGAAACCGCUUAUACCAGAUGUCAAAACUUGGCGAGAAGCACUUUUUGCUGGCCAUUUUGGUCCUAUUGGAGUUGGUGCUAUCUUCGCUGCGAUCCUGGCUCGUGCCGAACUAGAGACAGAUUCUACACAGCCUCUAGCCGUCCUUCCUCCACCCGGGACCAAGGACUACGAUCUGAUAUAUCUGGUGUGGCCCGUCGUCACCUUCUUGGUGAUUUCCUCUAUCCUUGUCCAUGGGUCAUCCAUUGCGGUGUUCACCCUAGGCAAGCGUAUCAAUACUUUGACCAUGACUCUAUCAUAUACUCAAGACAACGAGAAGGGUUCGGCGUGGAUGAACAGACUCCCGAGAAUCACCUCGCAAUCCAGGUCGAUGUCACGUACAUACAGCUCAGACUUUGACGUGGACGAGAAACUCGACGUACCGCCUGGACAAUUGCCACCAAUUGGCAUUCCGAAACUCCACUUGAGAAGACAGCGUGAGGAUGAAUAUGAGAAAAGGCCGGGAUCCCGGUCUUCCAGUCUCGGACGCUCGCGCAGGAAAAGACGAAGUGGUGGUCAAGAUCGAGUUGGUGGACCUAUUAGUCAGAGCGCCAUAAUGCCACAAAGACGGUCAGAGGCUGUUCUAGCUCAGCAGGAGUCAGGCUCCGACACACUGUUUGAGAAGUCUGGAGAGCCUUCGCCAGAGAGUCGCCAGGAUCAGCUUGCGCCGCAUGAGACCUCCUCGGAUGAACGUGACAGACUGGAUGCAGAGGAAGAAGCAGAGGCCGAGGAACAUGGAGGCCCUCGACCACCGUCCCCGGACAGGCCUGCAGAUGUUGAGGUAUACGAGGAAGGAGCUGACAUUGUUGUCGAGGAUGAGGAGGGUAAUGUUGUCGACACUUUUGACACCAGCAAAAUGACCGAGGACGAAAAGGUGCAAGGCAUUGAAGAAGCAAGAAAUCGCUUGGCCAAGGAUGAAAGCGGCAAUUUCGCCAAACACAAGCAUCGCCCACACCCGAAGACGGAAGGCGAGGAGGUCGAGAAGGAGGCUGCAGAAGCUAUCGCUCAGCCCCAGAAGAAGAUGCGACAGAGGUUCGAUCAAUGGACGGGCUUUGCCAAACGCAAGCAAGACGACUCUGGUGCUCCUGGGCCAUCUAAGAAACCCGAACGAAAACGAGGUCCUGCCCAUGCCUAUCAAUUCGGUAACACGGUCAUUGUCGAGGAUGAAGACGGUGAAGUUAUCAAAACUUACACGCUUGGACCGGAGGAGGUUGGUAACAAUCGAGAGCAACAACUGAGAGACGGUCUGCGUCGGAUGAGUACCUGGGUUGGGCUGGGCAAACAAGCAGGUGCGGCCGGGCCUUCCGGUGGGGUGCCUUCGAGUGGUGUCACGAAUUUGCCUACGCAGGUAGAUGGCGCCGAAGAGACGGCGCCGAGGUCAGACAAGCCAAUGCCAAAAAACCGUCGUUCUUCAACAUCUUCAGAUGAAGAUGAUGGGUUAAGAAUGAUCAUUUCGUCAACUGAUCAAUAUGGUCUUACUGGGCAGAAGAAAGUCCGCAAUGCGCCAGGUACGAUUGCUCUUGGCUCUGGAAGGCGACUAUCCACCAAGGAUUUCAUCAAGCAAAUGCAACAAUUGGACCCCAAAAACAAGAUCAGAGAAGUCAAUGAAAGUGAUGCUCCUGAAGAAGUCAAACGCGAACUACGGCUAGCAGCCAAUGAAGAAGCUUUCGGCGAGAGACCUCGACGUCUUCGAGCGGAGACUGCCACAAGCCAGAAUCUGAGUGCUCAUCGCCUGGAAGGUCGCAGAAGAGCCAAGAGUGAUCUCCCCGCCCCGGAAGAGGACUACUUCAGCUCUCACCGACGUCCUAGGCCUGAACGUGCGAUGACGGACGAACAGAAGAAGACCUUGCAGGAAGAGAGUGAGGAGGACGAGGAAGAAUUCAAUAUCCCUACGCACAAUGUCCGUUCGAGCAUUGCUAAACACGGAGGUGGCCAGACCGCGGCAGAUUUGCGCAGACGUCGAUUGGCGAGGAUCAAAUCGGAAGAUGAGGAGGAUGAGGAAGAUGAAAAUGCCGCUGGUGAAGAGACUGCCGCCGAAAAGAGACGGCGUCUGGCUGCUUUGGGGUUGGGAGGUGGUGGCGAUGACGAUUCUAGUGAAAGUGACGAGGACGUGGAACCACGUCAAGCUGGCGCUGCUGUACAGGAACCGACGGCUUCUGGUCCCUCGAACCGACCUACUAUUCAGUGGGGUGGCGAGCGUGGCAGAGAAAGGGAGAAGAAGGAGAAAGAUCCUACUGACAUUUACGCUGGUGAUCCUAUUGUCGGUGCUGCACGAAAGAUCAGAGGCAUGAUGCACAAGAAAAGAUCUUGAAGUACGGACUACCUCGGAAGAAAUGUUUACUUCGUAAGGAUUGGGAGUUUGAUUAUUCUAGCCCGUUAUCUACUCGUACUCCAUUUGAGUAUGAACAAUAUGAUGAAUG